AUGCCGGCUACUACCAUUCCGAUCGUGAAGAAGCGGACGAAGAAGUUUGCGCGCCACCAGUCCGACCGCUUCAAGCGCGUUGGCGAGUCAUGGCGCAAGCCCACGGGUAUUGAUAACUGUGUGCGCCGUCGCUUCAAGAGCACCAUUGCUAUGCCGAAGAUCGGUUACGGCUCGAACAAGAAGACUCGCCACAUUAUGCCCAACGGUUUCCGCCGCUUUGUUGUCGCCAACCCCAGCGACGUUGAGCUGCUGCUGAUGUACGUUCUCUUCACUCACCCCAGGCACAACAACACCUUUGCUGCGGAGAUCGCCCACAACGUGAGCAGCAAGAAGCGCAUCCAGAUCCUUGAGAAGUGCGUAUAUGACGAUAGGCUGACAAUCAGGGCGAAGAUCCUCGGUGUCCGCGUUACCAACGCCAACGCGCGCGUCCGCGCUCAGGAGGCGUAA
Messenger RNA from Malassezia sympodialis ATCC 42132, 447 nucleotides. RefSeq lists its product as uncharacterized. The transcript has a single exon. The coding region runs from base 1 to 447 and encodes 148 amino acids. The record is from RefSeq and is a predicted model, not a curated record. Gene Ontology annotation, cellular component: ribosome; cytosolic large ribosomal subunit. Gene Ontology annotation, molecular function: structural constituent of ribosome. NCBI's taxonomy places the organism in Eukaryota, Fungi, Basidiomycota, Malasseziomycetes, Malasseziales, Malasseziaceae. Gene Ontology annotation, biological process: translation.